Messenger RNA from Oryctolagus cuniculus (rabbit), 3380 nucleotides. The record is from RefSeq and is a predicted model, not a curated record. Lineage: Eukaryota; Metazoa; Chordata; Mammalia; Lagomorpha; Leporidae.
AUGGGUGUGCCCUCUGCACAGGGUAGGAGGAGGUGGGGACUGGCUGCACUGUGGCAGGCAGAGCAGCAGGAAAGCCCUGAGGCGCCGAGGAGGAAGAGGAGGAAGAGGAGCAGAGGAGGAAGCGCCCUCCUCUGGGCAUCAGGGAGGAGUUGCCGCGGGGGUGGAAGGCUACUCUUGGAGCUGAGGCCUGGGAGGUGGCCUGAGACCAGGUGCUGCAGGACAAGAGGGUGGCCUUGCUUUUGUAAGUGGUGGGAGCCAUGGAAGGUUAAUGAGGGGGAGCAUCUCCCACACCCCAGGCUUUGGGCUCGGUGGCUGGGAGACGGCAGGGUGGUGGGCGAGGGGGAGAGAAGCCCCGAGGAGGUGCAAUCUCAAGACCAGGGUGGAAGAGGGGUAGAGAGGGAGGCGGCAGUGCAAGCCCCCCCCCCCCCCCCGACUCCACCCUUCCCCGCCAGGCUGUGCCCUGAGUCCAGGGAAGGACUGCAGGCUAUUGGUGCACCUGUAAGAUUUUCAUCACUUUUUUUUUAUUUUUUUAUUUUUUUUUAUUUAAAAGGCAGAGUGACAGAGAGAGGGCGAGUCGGAGAGAUCUUCUACCCGCUGGUUCACUCUCCAAACGGCUGCAACAGCCAGGGCUGGGCCAGGCUGAAGCCGGGAAUCGGGAAUUCCACCCUGGGCUCCCACGUACGUGGCAGGGGCCCACGCACCUUAGCCGAGCUCCACCGCCUUCCCAGACUUUUCCCUUCUGUGUCGGGAAAUUCCCGCUGGGCGGAGAGAUCUGUCGGUGUCACAGCAGAGUCUGCUUUGUGUCCCCCCAUCCCGGGGUGGGGUCGGCGCGAGAGGCUGGAGGUCCCCCACGUUCACGCAGGGCUGGCAGCACCGAGCACGCACUCGAUCCGAGGGAAGCACCUAGCACUUGAACACCAGCGGGAUCUGCAAGACACUUGACCCGUCAAUCAAGACUGCCUGGCUGAUGACCCUGGGGGCAGGCCUUGCUGGGUGGGAUAUUAACGCAUGCAAGAGCCGUAAAUGCUGUAACCCAAAAUGCCACAGGCCCUCGUCGUAAUUGAUGACUUCCUCCUGGAUGGAUUGAAUCCAUUAAUUUCAUUGCUGUGCAGUUGACAUUAAUUUGCUUUUAUAAUUAAUUUAGCUCUGCGAGCCAUCCGGGGUGCCGGGACAUCACCAGAGGGAGAAGACGCCGAGGGAAAAGGUAACACAGGAGGAGCACACUUGAGGUCGGCGAAGCAUCCCGCUCCCGUGGGAGACAGCGGCCGCUGUGUUCCAGCAUCAUUGCACUCUCACUGGGGGGUCUUGCAUCAGAGUCUGUGUCUUAAGCAUGGAGAAUUGUGGGUGGCCCCCUCUUAGGGGGGUUCAUGGAGCUGUCAGCAGAGGACUUGGGGGGGGGCUGGGGAGAGCCAGCCGCUCACGGAGGCCGCCCGCCUCCUGCCGGUGCCCCCCCGCCUCCUCCAGGGAGCGGACCCGUCCUUUCCCGCUGGUGGGCCCUGCGCUGAGUUCCCUCCACUCACUGUCGCUGGAGGUGCUUCCCCUUCUCUUCCUAAAGAGCACCGUGGGGCGGUGCCGCGGCACAGAGGGCUAAGCCACCCGCGACGCCGCUGGAGCCCUGGCUACGCGGAUGCCACCGCAGCUCUCAGCCAGUGCACAUCCUGGGGUGUCCCCGGGCCCCUGCCGCCCACGUGGAGACUAACAUGGAGUCCCCGGCUCCUGGCCCAGCCCCGGCCAUCGUGGCCCUUUGGGGAAGGAAGCAACUGAUGACAGAUCUCCCUCUUCCUGUCUCUUCCUCUCUCUGUUGCUCUGCCUUUCAAAGUGAUCAAUCAAUCAGUCAAUCAGUGUCGGCUCUAGAAGCUGCAGCCCUGUAGCCUGGGAGGAUAUUAGGUUUGGCUCAAGUUCCUCUAUUUCCAAAAAGUGGGAGGUGGUUUGCUUGGAGAGAAUUUGUUUCUCCUCUCCCAAGUCCUUGAGUCAAGUGUAAGACUUAGCUGUUGCCUGAUUGUAAAAAUAAUAUUUGAUUUUAUUAAAAGUCCCCUAAGUACGGGGAGUUCAGCCACAACUGUGGAGAAGGGGGGAGGGGUUUCUGUGAUCCCAAGAAGGACGGCUGAGGGCUCCCCGUGCACGCAGGGAGCCGGGAUCCGAUGUGCAACAGCAGGAGGUGUUAGCCUGAAAGACUGAGCGCCAGCGCCAUGCCAACCACCGGGCGGAGGCUGCAGGGCAGUGCAGGACAUGUGUGUGUGUUUAUGUGUGCACACACGUGAGUGCGUGUGAGCAUCAUGCAAGUGUGUGAUGUGUGUGUACAAAAGUGUGGGCAGUGGGCUAUGUGAAUGUGUGUGUGUGUGUGCCUGUGUGUGCAUGUAUAUGCAUGUGUGCCUGUGUGUGUGCGUGUGUGCAUGCGUGUGCAUGUGUGCACGUGUGUGUGCCUGUGUAGGGGAGGCGUGGGUGCACAGAAUCAGGGAUACUGUGUCCCUUCCCGGGACCCAGUGGACUAGCCGGAGAGGGGCCCAGACUGCACAGCGCUCCCUUCCUUCCAUAUGCAAAGCCCUUGCUGUCUUUCCUCCUCCCUCCUCUCCCUCUACUCUGGCUGUAAGUGCUUGGGGUUGGUCACACAGUCGCUCAACACCCCACUGUUGAGGAGGAUGAACUGCCCUUCCCCAGCCGUUGCUCCCCUCUAGCCUAGCCCCGCCCCUCAGGUGGCCUCCAUGGCAGCCCCUCCUGCUGUGCCUGCUCCAGUGUCCCCCCACCCCUCCCAGGCUGGGCACGCCUGAUUCUCUUCUCCCCCUGCAGGGAGCACAGCACACAGGUGGAGUGGUUCUGUGAUGACGUCAUAGAGACUGCUCUCUUGGUUCUUCCCAUCUUGGAUCAAAGCUGCCGGGUGGAGGCUCUGUCGUGGCCUGAAUCCUGUCCCCACGCACGGGUGGUCCCUACACUAUCCUCUCAUCCCCUCGGAAUUUAGAGACCAUUCAAUUAAGGAGGUCACGAGGGUGAGCCCUGAGCCAGUCUCACCUUUUUUUUUUUUUUUAAGAUUUAUUUAUUUAUUUGAAAAGCAGAACUACAGAGAGGCAGAGACAGAGAGAGAGAGAGAUAGAGAGAGAGAGAGAUAGAGAGAGAGAGCGAGAGUGAGCCAGGAGGUUCUUCUGGGUCUCCCAUAUAGGUGCAGGGGCCCAAGCACUUGGGCCAUCCUCUACUGCUUUCCCAGGCCAUAGCAGAGAGCUGGAUCAGAAGUAGGGCAGCCAGGACUCAACCAGUGCCCAUAUGGGAUGCGGUUGCCAUAGGUACCUGCUAUACCAUAGCGCCGGCCCCGAAUAUUUUUUUAAGAAUUUUUUAAAAAAAUUAUUUAUUUAUUUGAAAGUCAGAGUUACACAGAGAAGGAGAGGUAG